Molecule: messenger RNA, 1022 nt
Organism: Acaulospora colombiana
Lineage: Eukaryota; Fungi; Glomeromycota; Glomeromycetes; Diversisporales; Acaulosporaceae
Source: the annotation of a GenBank genome assembly
UAGGGGCAGCAGACAACGGCCCAUAUAUCACGUACUUUCAUGGUGCCCUAUUCGUCCUUUUUGGAGGUGUACGACCAAUCAACCACCUGCUAGCCCUCUUGGCAGGUGGCACUCGGGAGCUGCAGGGCCGAGUUCAUUAUCCCCCUGUUGAAGAUCCAGAAGAGGAAGAGCUAAAACUCAAGGUGGAACGAAUGGAAAUCAUCGUCUCUAUGCUUACAGAGAAGUUCAGAGAGAUGGAGACGGCGAAAAUCGAGGAUGGCGUCAAAAAGCAGCAUAACAUGCUUGAAGUUCAAGAUACCUUCGAGAAGACCGCAGCGCGCCUUGAAGAUGGAGCUAGAAGGAGAGAGAAGAAAUCCGAGAUCGCGUUGGAGUCGAUUGACCGACGUGUCGAAGGCCUUGAGAAGCAAUACGAAGCUUUACUUUCUAUAAGCGUGAGGGAAGCAGAGGCUAACAAACCACCCAACGGGACCCUACGUGCUUUGGUCGUUGCUCUGUUGGAUUGGAUUGAUGCUUUUUGGAACUCAUGGCGUCCCCGAAGCUCGCGAUCUCGGAGGGCACCCGCUUUUGCGACAAACCCGAGAUAUGAGUCGCGAAGAUAUCCGGCAGGGGGAAACGGGGCAAUUAUAGGCGGCCGCGGACUAGCUCCUCUUCACCGAAGGGCUUAUGACGGCUCUGGUCAGAAUCUUGAUACCGUUCUUGAGGAGGAAGGGCAUGAAUUUGAGUCGAAAGGCGAUCUAGCCGUUCCUCGCGACGUGCCUGGCGUUGACUUGCCCCAUUCCAUCCCGGAAUCCCUGGAAGUCAACAACUCAAUCAGGGCUGAGUCCUACGUCCAGCGUGAAUGGGAGCACGUCGCAAUUUGCAAAGCUCCCGACAGAUGGGAGCCAGAAUACGAAAAGACGUCAAACGCAGCCGAAAGAAAAGGUCAACGGACAGGAGUCGUAGACCCUGAGAAACCUAUUACCCGGCCAGUAGCCGGAGCAAAACCUUCUUGUACGUGUUGGAGCUUGGUUGGCAAGUGUUUG